Molecule: messenger RNA, 1488 nt
Organism: Pyricularia oryzae 70-15
Lineage: Eukaryota; Fungi; Ascomycota; Sordariomycetes; Magnaporthales; Pyriculariaceae
Product: isotrichodermin C-15 hydroxylase
Exons: 4
Coding region: 1-1488 (495 amino acids)
Molecular function (GO): heme binding; iron ion binding; monooxygenase activity
Source: RefSeq, a predicted model, not a curated record
AUGAUUAUCCCGACGAGCUGGAGAGAGGCCCUCCUCUACCUGGGCCUGGGCGUGGUCGCCAUCUUUGCAUGCAACGCAGUCUACAACGUCUUUUUCCACCCUCUCCGCCACUUCCCCGGCCCCAAGUCGCACGCAAUGUCUCGCAUCCCUUAUACGUACCACUGGGUGCGCGGGGACCUGGUCCGACACAUCACGGCGCUGCACCGCGAGCACGGCGACAUAGUCCGCCUGGCCCCCGACGAGCUGUCCUUUGGCGACCCGCAGGCCUGGGGCGACAUCAUGGGCGGCGGCAGCAGGGACCUGCAAAAGUGGAACGGCGUCUUUGACAUUCCCAACUUCCUGCCGACGCACGUGCAAAACACCACCGACAAGUCCCGGCACCGCAUGCUGCGCAAGGCCAUGGGGCCGGGGUUCUCGGACGCGGCGCUGCGGGCCCAGGAGCACAUCGUGGCCAGCCACGUCGACCAGUUCAUCCAGAAGCUGCGCGGCCGGCGCGGCGUCGUCGACCUCGAGGUCUGGUACCGCUUCAUCGUGUUUGACGUCAUUGGGGACCUGGCCUUUGGGGAGUCGUUUGGCUGCGCCAACGGCGCCGAGUUUCACCCCUACAUCCGCCAGAUCUGCGAGACCGCGGUCAUGAUUUCGUACCUGAUGGCCAUCAACAUGUAUCCGAUCCUGAGGAACGUCGUCAACUUUCUGAUCGACGGCGUGGCCAGGAGGGGGUUCGACGCGCAGGCGCAGACUCUGAUGCCGGCCCUGGAGCGUCGGAUCAAGUUGCAGGAGCAGCGGCUUGACUUGGUUGAUCCGUUGAUUGGGAAAAUGAAUGAAUGGAAAUGGACCAUCAACGACUUGAUCCCGCACGCCAUAAUGAUCGUCGGAGCAGGGUCUGAAACGACGGCCGGGGUCCUCUGCGGAACAACAGCGCUGCUCUUGGAACACCCGGAAGCGAUGGCUAGAGUCACGGAAGAGGUUCGUUCGGCGUUCUCGUCCGACGGUGAAAUCAAUCUGGAAAGGGUCGACAGUCGGUUACCUUAUCUCCGCGCCUGCAUCGACGAGGCGAUGAGGCUGUAUCCCGUACCCGGUUGUGCCUCUCUCAGGAUAACCGGCGACAGAGACAUAAUCUGCGGAGUCCCCAUGCCGCCCAAGACCGUCGUAGGACUCUGGCCCUAUGCCGUGUACCGAGACCCAAAGCUGUGGCGCAACCCCGACGAGUUCCAUCCCGAAAGGUGGCUUGGAGACCCCGAGUAUAUCAAUGAUGCGCGGAAGGCGUUCAAUCCCUUCCACAUUGGGAGUCGAGAUUGUGUAGGCAGAGGACUAGCAGUCAUGGAGCUUCGACUUAUCAUGGCCCGGAUGAUUUACAACUUUGACAUGCACUUGAUGGGCGCGGGCAUGAAAGAGGAUUCUCGAUCGUGGGUGGACAGACAAAAGAAUUUCUUUAUUGUCUGGGAAAGAGUUCCACUAGAGGUGGUGUUAACUCCCACCAAGAGUUAA